AUGCCUUCACCAGCUGAAAUCGUCGCUGCGCUCGUUAGCCGUCAUGAGUUAGAACAACAGCAACAGCAACAACAACGCCAAGAAGAGGAUGGAAAUAACGAUAUGGCUGCUUCUACAGAGAAAUCGAGAACUUCCACACCUUCAAUUACCGAUAAAUCUGCUUUUCCUGCUUUGGGAACAAACACUUUGUGUUCUUCUCCAAAAGCUCAAUCGCCAGCAACUUGGGGACCCAAAAUGAAAGCACCUCCUAUAUCAUCAACUCCCGUUUUGAAAUCGACCACCUCGACCACUGCUGCGUCAAAGACCAACGGUAAUGGAUACGCGCACAAGGCCAAAACCUCAACUAUUCAAGAAGCAUUCUCCUUGGAUAUCGAAGACCAAUUGAAUGUAACACGCCCUGAAUUUAUCAAGAUUUUGACUUUUGUAAUGCAAGAAACUAAAACAAGUAUUGAGUGUACUAACUCGCAACACACUAAAAAGAGAACCUUUUUAAUCACUGGUAAACCCGAAGAAGUGAAAUUGGCAAAGAGAUUAGUGAUAAAAAAAUUAACUAAACCUGUCAAGAUUAAAUUUUUGGUUCCUGCUAAGUUGAGAUCUAGAAUCAUUGGCCAAGGUGGUAAAAACUUGAAGCCCAUUAUUCUGGUUAAUGAAGUUAAGAUUGAAAUUGGUGACGAAGAAGAGGUCAAUAAUGAAAAUGAAUCCGGUAAUGGCAAUGGCAAUGGCAAUGGCAAUGCCGAAGCUGACGAUAACGAGAAAGAUGAUGACGAUGACAUUUUCUCCAAAACUGUUCAAAUCACAAUUGAUGGUGAUAUUGAAGGCUCUAAACGUGCCAAGAAUCAAAUCUUGGCUAUUGUUAAGGAGGAAACUAAAAAUUUGUCUUCAAAAGUUGCUUUGAAUGAUAUCGUCAAGCCUUUUGCUAAUGCAGAAUUGAAAUCAAUCGUUGAGAAAUAUCCCGAUUUGGAUUUUUCCAUACCAGACUACAAGUCAAGUAGAAAUUCAAUUGUCAUUGUUGGUGAUCGUGAAUCCGUCCUUGAGGCUAAAUCCGAUAUCAAAGCAGCUUUGGAGAAAUUGAAUAAUGAAAUAACUGUUGAAGAGGUGCCCAUACCUAAAACCAAACAUCAGUUUUUACCAAUUGAUGACGUUUUGGAAAAGUGUAAUGUUUUGAUACAAUUGCCAAAAGAAGAUGAACAAAAUGUUAAAUUUGUUGGUGAGAAGGAGAAUAUCAAACAAGCUCAAGAAGAAGCAAGGAAGGUUACUUCUCAAUAUAAGGUUGAAAUUUUGGAUAUGUCAAAAGCUCACAAGGGUAAUUUGAAACAUGUUAAAGCUGUAGCUGUUUUAUUAAACAAAACAGGUGCUUUUAAACAAAUUGGUCUUUCAAAUGAUGUGACCAUCAAUGUUCCAUCAGCAAAAGUCUUGCAAUCACAGCCACAAUCACAGAGCUACAUUCCAAUUGAGAUUGUAUCGAAGGGAGGUGAAAAUAACAUAAAAGCUGCUAAAAAGGCCAUUGUCAACCAAGUUAAUAAAAUCACACCUGAUCAAACAAAAACGAUUGAUGACAUUGAUGAAUUUUUCUUUAGAAAAAUUGACGAAAAAAUCAAGGAGUUGGCCAAGACUGAAGGAGUAGAUUAUGUCGUAUUGGGCAAUAUCAUUACAUUGUUCAAAUCGCAAGAUAAACAAGCAGAAGAAGAAGAAGAAGCGGAAGAUUUUGAUGUUGAUGAUGAUGUUGCUGACUCUAAUUCAACGUUGGAAGCAUUCAACAAGGUAGACUCAGCUUUGGAUGAAUUGAGGCAACUAGCCACGAGAUUAACUACUGAGUCCUUGGGAGUUACUCUGAAUGAUUUACAAGCUGUUUCUGGUCCAAAAGGAACUACAUUGAAGUCUAUUUUAGCUUCAGUUGAGCCAAAUACCGCUGCUGUUGAAUUUGGUGAAAAUGUAAUCCGGAUCCAUGGUAUUAAUACAUCAGUAGCUGUUAUUAAAAAGGAAAUCGAAGCCGUUUUAGCCGAGGCUAAAGAAUAUCCCGAUGGAUAUUUUACCACCAUUUCAAUUCCCUCGCAAGUUGUGUCUCGAUUAAUUGGUAAGAACGGAAGUUUUUUGAACUCGCUUAGAGACGAAUUUGGAGUCAAAAUUGAUGUACCAUUAGUUGAAAAUGGUACUAGUAAUAAUAACAAUAGUAAUAGUAAUAAAAGAGAUGAAGGUAAGCAAGUGGAAGUGACAAUAAGGGGAGUUAAAAAGAAUGUUGAAGAAGCUAAGCUUAGAAUCCUUUCCACGACAAAGAAAUGGGCUGAUGAAACUCUUGUGAGGUUGAAAGUUGAAAACCAAUACCAUAGAAGAAUUAUUGGUGCUCAAGGGAUUUACAUUAAUCGUUUACAAGAUAAAUAUAAUGUUAGGAUCAGAUUCCCAUCUCCAGAUGCCCCAUUAUCGACGACUUUCUCUGAUGCACCUAAAUCGAAAGAUGAAGUUACUAUUAAGGGACCAUCGAAAGGAGUAGCCAAGGCUAGCGAAGAGCUUCAAGAAUUAUACCAAUUUGAAAAAGAGAAUGGGUUCAAGCAAACUUUGAAGAUUCCUUCCAAGGCCAUUUCUAGAGUUAUCGGUAAAUCCGGUGGUACGAUCAAAGACAUUGCUGAUGGUACAGGUGUAGAGUAUAAGUUCAAACGUGAUGACAAAGAUAACCACGAGGAAAAGGAUGGAUAUGUAGAGCUUGAGUUAACCGGUUCCAAAUCUGGAUUAAAAGAGUCUGUUUCCAAAAUACAAGAAAUUAUUGAUGAAAUUGAGAAUUUUACUACCCGUACCAUCAAAGUUGAACCCCAGUAUCAUCGUGAUUUAGUUGGUCCCUAUGGGUCUAUUAUGAAACAAAUCAUUUCACAAGCUGGUGGUGAUAAUUUACCCAGAAACAAGUAUAAUAGAUUGUUAACUAUCCCAAAUGAAGGCUCAGGAAGCGAUGAGGUUGUUUCUCAAGGUGAUAAAACGAUAGUUGACAAGAUUGUUGCUGCCGUGGAAAAAAUCGUCGAGGAAAAGAAGGCUACAGUAGUUGAGGAAUUGGAGCUUGCAAAGGAGAAACAUCGUUUCAUUAUUGGUCCUGGUGGUUCAAUCCGUUCUGAGAUUGAGCGAGAAUAUAAGGUGGGACUUAAUAUUCCAAGGAAAGAUGAAGAGAGUCUGGUUAUUAAGAUUAAGGGAUUACCAGAGAGCAUUGAGUUGGCAAAAGCUAAAAUUGAAGAGUUGACCAAGGAUAAAAAAGUUGGUGGUUCAAAAAGGGUUAAACCCGACACUGUCGAGCAAAGCGAGAUAGUGGAGCACUAA
This is a messenger RNA of Lodderomyces oxycetoniae, 3297 nucleotides long. RefSeq lists its product as uncharacterized. The record is from RefSeq and is a predicted model, not a curated record. The transcript has a single exon. Bases 1 to 3297 code for a protein of 1098 amino acids. Gene Ontology annotation, biological process: nuclear division. Gene Ontology annotation, molecular function: mRNA binding. Gene Ontology annotation, cellular component: nucleus; cytoplasm. Lineage: Eukaryota; Fungi; Ascomycota; Pichiomycetes; Serinales; Debaryomycetaceae.